AAAAGAAUUAAACACAAAGUCGCCCGAGUUAUCUUCCCCUGGAAAAAGAUAAUUUUACCGAUUUCAUCAGUUAGAAUUUGUAAAAUGAAGUGUUUACUUGUUUUUCUAUCAAUAACCGUGUGUUUGGUUGACCAUGGUUACAGUAAUAAGUAUAGCGAGGAGUCAAAUAAGAAUUGGCACGAGGAAGAAAUACGACCAUUCAGAAUGAACAAGAUAAACCUGCUGUGGGAGAAAGCAAAAAAGAAGCUGGAAGGAAACAGAUUAGCAGAUCUUUAUGCUGAUUUAAAAUUACACGAUAAAUUGGAAGGAAAAUUAAAGAAAUUGAAAUCAGAUGAUAUGGAUAAAGAUGGUCUUCAAGAAGCUGAUGUUCUCGUCCGAUUUAGAAAUAUAGUCUUUAAAUAUAGCUUACAAGAUUUUUUCCCCGUUGAGGAUCCUGCUUGGUUAAAUGAUGUUCCUACUAAUGACAAAUCAUGGCCAUUUUUCUCAGACAAAAAGUUAGAAAAAAUAUGGAAAGCAGCAUCGCUUUCUGACUUUUCAGAGGAUGAACUGGAUAAAUUACGUGACGAAUUUAGACAUCAACAGAUGAAAAUUGAUGAAUUGAAUGCCCUAAAAGAUCAAGUUGAAGAUAUUAACGACAAUACAAUCCAUAAUAAUAAAAAUGGUGGGAAUGAUUUCCCUUCAGCAAGCGAUAAGAAGACUGCGAUGAAAGAUACUAAUCGUGCCAUUAAGGAGGGUUAUAUACGAUUACAGAAUAUGAUGGAGAAAACUAAAGAUGGGGUGGACUUUAAAGAUCCACGUGUAUACCAGCUGUGGGCCCUCGUUAAAAAAGCCAAUUUAUCUCAAGAAGAGAUGGAAUCUUUUAGGGAAGAAUUACGUCAUUUUGAACAUCGGAUAGAAAAACAUGAAUAUAUGCAAGGUCAAGUUGAACUGUCUAAGUUAGGUUUAGAAGACGAAGUUAAAGAUGGCCGAUAUCCACAAAAACAUCUCGACUUAGAAGAAAAGGCGAAACAAUAUAAACAUAAGAUGAAGAAACUCCAUAUUGAUUUACAGAAUCGUGUGAAUAAAGUAAUCCAGCGACACACAGAAUUAUAACCCAAUCAGAAU
Patella vulgata (common limpet) is the source of this 1104-nucleotide messenger RNA. Its product is annotated as alpha-2-macroglobulin receptor-associated protein. The transcript is spliced from 7 exons. Gene Ontology annotation, molecular function: receptor antagonist activity; heparin binding; low-density lipoprotein particle receptor binding. Bases 85 to 1092 code for a protein of 335 amino acids. NCBI's taxonomy places the organism in Eukaryota, Metazoa, Mollusca, Gastropoda, Patellidae. Gene Ontology annotation, biological process: regulation of receptor-mediated endocytosis. Gene Ontology annotation, cellular component: endomembrane system; endoplasmic reticulum. The record is from RefSeq and is a predicted model, not a curated record.